This is a messenger RNA of Dibothriocephalus latus, 438 nucleotides long. The record is from the annotation of a GenBank genome assembly. Lineage: Eukaryota; Metazoa; Platyhelminthes; Cestoda; Diphyllobothriidea; Diphyllobothriidae.
AGCACAAUUCGGGCUCUGGAGGAUGCCUCCGGUCGCGUUCAGUUGGUCGGCCUUAGCGAGGUCCUCGUGAAGAGUGCCGCCCAGACGCUGGUACUGCUACGUCAGGGUUCCCUGCUGAGGACCAGUGGCCAGACCUCCGUCAAUGUCAACUCCAGUCGAUCACAUGCAAUUUUUCAGGUGAAUCUGCGUCGGCAACCAGGAUCGGAUAAGCAGAACCAGGGUCGUGCUACGACUGCUGUUGCUGCCGCCGGCGGGAAGGGCCAGGCGAUUUUCAGGUCACAGAGUCUGGUUGGCCGCUUUUCACUCAUUGACCUGGCGGGCAAUGAGCGUGGUGCAGAUACUGCCCGCGACGGAGACAAGACUGCUCUGCGUGAGUGCAGCGAGAUUAACCGGAGUCUGCUGGCCCUGAAGGAGUGCAUUCGUGCGAUGGGUCUUUAA